AUGGCAUCUGCGUGGCGAUUUGCACUUUUUCUCUGCAUGUUGGUGAUGGUGUCCAGAAGUCCGAGUCUGGCCAGUGAUGACACAGAAACAGACACAAGUAGCGAUCAUGGGACCGCCACGGACUCCAGCACCGGGCACGAGACGGACUCAGGUCAGGACACUGGAACUGGUGAUAGUGGUCAUGAAGACAGUGGACACGGAGAAGAUCCCAUCACCACUCUACCUAUUGUGAGCUGGAAGUGGCACCAUGUCUCCACUCCGUACAUUGUGGCCCUUUGGAUCCUGGUCAGCUGGCUCUGCAAAAUCGUCAUCGAGGCCAACCACCAUGUGACCAGCGUGAUCCCAGAGAGCGCCUUGCUCAUCUGCUUUGGCUUCAUUCUGGGUGGGAUCAUUUGGGGUGCAGACGGGGUGCAGACCUUCACGUUGACCCCAAAUGUGUUCUUCUUCUACCUGUUGCCUCAAAUCAUCCUGGACGCGGGCUACUCCAUGCCAAACAAGCUCUUCUUCAGCAACAUGGGGGCCAUCCUGAUCUACGCCGUCAUCGGGACCUGCUGGAAUGCCGCCAGCUUGGGACUGUCGCUGUGGGGGUGUCACAAGGGAGGAGCCAUGGGUGACCUGGACAUCGGUCUGCUGCAGUAUCUUCUGUUCGGCAGUCUGAUAGCUGCUGUGGACCCUGUAGCCGUCAUUGCCGUGUUUGAGCAAGUGCACGUCAACGAGGUCCUCUUCAUCAUGGUGUUUGGAGAGUCGCUGCUCAACGACGGCGUGACGGUGGUGCUCUUCAAUGUAUUUGAUGCGUUUGUGUCACUGGGAGGAUCCAAAAUUGAUGCUGUGGAGAUCAUUAAAGGAAUAAUUUCCUUCUUUGUGGUGGCGUUUGGAGGUUCCCUCAUGGGAUUUUUGUUCGGGCUGCUGAUCUCUCUUCUGACCAGAUGUACUAAAAACAUCCAGAUCAUUGAGCCGGGCUUCGUCUUCAUCCUGGGAUACCUCUCCUACCUGACCGCUGAGAUGCUCUCCCUGUCUGCCAUCCUCUCGAUCGUCUUCUGUGGUAUGUGCUGCCAGAAGUACAUCAAUGCAAACAUGGACGAGAGGUCCGUCACCACAGUCAGAUAUGUCAUGAAGGUUUUAGCCAACGGAUCAGAAACCAUCAUCUUUGUGUUCCUCGGCAUCUCCGCCAUUGAUAAAACAAUCUGGGUGUGGAACACGGGCUUCAUCCUCCUCACGCUCUUCUUCAUCCUACUGUACAGAUUCAUCGGUGUCUUUUUCCUCACCUGGAUCCUGAAUAAGUACAGGCUGGUCCCUGUGGAGUUCAUAGAUCAGCUGAUUAUGAGCUACGGUGGCCUGCGAGGCGCUGUCGCAUAUGGCCUUGCUACGAUGCUGGAUGGGGACAAGAUAAAGGAGAAGAAUCUGAUGGUCUGCACUUCUCUCAUCGUCGUGUACUUCACUGUCAUACUUCAGGGAAUAACAAUGAAACCUCUGGUCAACUGGCUGAAAGUAAAGAGAGCUGCAGUGACGGAGCUCACGCUCAUAGAAAAAGCUCAGAACAAGGUGUUUGAUCACAUGCUUGUUGCCAUAGAAGAUAUAUCUGGCCAAAUAGGACAUAACUACAUGAGGGACAAGUGGAAUCACUUUGAGGAGAAGUGGAUGUCGAGGAUUUUGAUGAAGCCAUCGGCGAGGAAGAACCGCGACUACGUCUUCAACGUCUUCCAUCAGCUGAACCUCAAGGACGCUAUGAGCUACUGAGCUGACGGUGAACGUCGAGGCUCUCUGGAGUUUGUCCGCAAUGAAACGGCAUUCGUCGACUUCAAGAAGAAGUUUGGUGACGAAUUCUCAGAGGUCAUGCCUGACAUCAUGGCAGACACGUCAGACGAUCACGGUGGAAUGUCCGCUAUGAGAAGAGACCACGUGCCUUCAGUGAGCCUGGAAAUGCACGAGCAGACCAUGAAUGGUAUGAGGGAAACAGAGGACAUUAACACUCACCACCUGCUGCAGCAGCAUCUGUACAAGGGCAGGAAGCAGCACCGGCACAGAUACAGCCGGAGCCAUUUCGACGUCAACCAAGAUGAAAAUGAGGUGCAGGAGAUCUUCCAGAGGACCAUGAGGAGUCGUUUGGAGUCCUUUAAGUCUACAAAGAUGGGCGUUGCUCCACCAAAGACGAUAACCAAGCACACUAAGAAAGACCAGCAGCAGAAGAUGCCAAAUGGAAAAUCAUUGGACAAAAGUAAAAGCUACAAUUCUGGUGAUGAAGAUUUUGAGUUCUCGGAGGGAGACAACGCCUCUGGCUAUGAAGCAUCAGGCGGUUUAUUCCCCAUGAGGGUGACCUACAGAGCAGGAGCUGGAAUAGAGAAUCCAGCUUUUAUGCCGGAGCUGGACCCCAUGGCCCCGAUGCAGAUCCCUCCGUGGCUGGCGGAGGCCGAGCUCGACAGCAGCAUGGUGGCUCCUUCGCAGCGGGCCCAGGUGAUGCUGCCGUACACGCCCAGCGACCUGCGCCGCCUGGCCCCUCUCCGCAUCAGCACUCGCUCCACCGACUCCUUCAUGCAGGCUGACACGCAGCAGCUGGACGAGCUGCCGCCUCCGCCACCUCCACCCCCACCCCCACCCCCACCACACAGAGACGGUGGCCACAUGUAGCAGCCCCCACCCCUCACUCUUCCCCCUUUAACCUGGCUGCAGAAGACACCGAACCUGUCCUCAGACUUUGCCCUGUCUACUACUCUAAUAUUGACUUGGGAAUGUUUUCUUUUCCUUGCCAUUGCUUAAUCUUACUCCUGAGUCUCUAGGCAAAACAUUCACAGUCCCACAACCUUUGUGCCCUUCUCUUCAGCUUCUCUUGUUGCUCCACUUCACCCUUCACUGAGCAACGGGGACGCUGCAAGUAAAGCGAGAGAUCCUGUAUGCACAGUGGCAUGCUAUUUACCAGCACAUGUUGAACAUUGUCAUGUUUUCUCCUCUGGUUCAUAGUACACCAGUCAAAGAGUGUAAAUCAGUCCUUAUGGAGUAUCUCAUCCCUGAAUGUGACGCAGAAACCUUUCUCAAGAAUGUAGAUAUUUAUGAAUUGUGUUAUUUAUAAAGUUAAUGACAAGUGAGAGACAUGAAAAUAAUUAAAACUCUUUAAUCUUAAUAUCAUUUUCUUUUUGUGAUUUCUGAUUUGUCUCAGAACUAAAGAGUCAUGGUUCAAAUAUUGUAUUUCCUCCGUUUUCCCGCGAUAACGAGUUCAUUUGAUUGUUUUCCCAAAAUCACAAGUUAUUUGUCAUCAUCUCGAAAUGACACAUUUUGUUUUCCCGAGAUACAGGAUUCUAUUUCACGAGAUCAGAAAACUUUCUUGAGAUAAUGACAUAAUUAAUUACAGCUCUCAAGAAAACUUGUUAUCGCGGGAAAAACAUGGUUUAUAUAAUGUUUGAACCAUGGCUUCCGUACAGAACAGUUCGUGAGAUUAAAUAUUAAACUUGAAGAAUAAGACUAAUGUGAAAAUGUCACUUGUAUGAUAAAGACAUAUUAUAUUUAUUCACAAAUGAAGUUUGCUAUUGUGUGGACAUCUCCAUCAUUCCAAACAGACACAUUCUGUAUAUUAUACGUUCCUCCAACAAAGAACACUUUGACUGUUUUGAACUGCAUGCAUUAGAAUAUGAAUUUAGAAAUAAAAUGAAAAUAGAUUAUAUCAUUUGUGGAGUUAGUUACACUGUGUUUAAGUGAGAUAUUUAUUCAGAAAAUGA
This is a messenger RNA of Cottoperca gobio, 3707 nucleotides long. It is a transcript of the gene slc9a3.1, whose product is annotated as solute carrier family 9 member A3, tandem duplicate 1. Gene Ontology annotation, cellular component: plasma membrane; brush border membrane; apical plasma membrane. Gene Ontology annotation, molecular function: sodium:proton antiporter activity; potassium:proton antiporter activity. Gene Ontology annotation, biological process: regulation of intracellular pH; proton transmembrane transport; potassium ion transmembrane transport. Lineage: Eukaryota; Metazoa; Chordata; Actinopteri; Perciformes; Bovichtidae. The transcript has 17 exons. The record is from RefSeq and is a predicted model, not a curated record.